CGUGUGGGAGCAACAAUCACAUCCAAGAUGGAGACCGUAAACGCUGGACAAAUGAUGAGCUUAGCAGCUCUACAGAGACAGGACCCGUACAUAAACAAACUGCUGGAUGUUACCGGACAGGUGGCUCUCUACAACUUCAACUCCAAAGCCAACGAAUGGGAGAAGACCGAAAUCGAAGGCACCCUGUUUGUUUAUGCAAGGUCUGCCACGCCUCACCAUGGCUUCACCAUCAUGAACCGACUGAGCACAGAGAACCUGGUGGAGCCGAUCAACAAAGACCUGGAGUUCCAGCUGCAGGAUCCCUUUCUGCUCUAUAGGAAUGGCAACUUGGGGAUCUACAGUAUUUGGUUUUAUGACAAGAGGGACUGUCAACGCAUCGCCCAGUUAAUGGUCAAGAUUGUGAAACAGGAGGCGGAACACGCCCGGAGAGAGUCUCCAGAGAGGGCCGCGUCGGGGAGGAGCAACGGGGUCGCAGAGCCGCGGCCCAUCGACAUCCUGGAGUUGCUCAGCAAAGCCAAGGAGGAGUACCAGAGAGCUCAGGUGGGUGAAACCGAUGCGUCUGCAGAGCUCAACCUGAAAACAACUUUCACCGCCACAGAGCAGAGCACACCGAAGGCUGAGAAGAGCUCUCAUACGAUGGUGAAGCAGAUCACAGUUGAGGAGCUCUUUGGCUCGUCCCUCCCUAAGGGCCCCUCUCUACCCAUAAUGCCCACACAGAACUCCAGCAUUGCUUCUAGUGACCUCUCCACUGCCUACCUCCAGAACCAGCCUUACCCCACUCCAGCCCUCCAGACCCCGCUCUUCCCUCCCCAUCACUCAUCCCAGGACCCUGCGUCAGGUCAGCAGCACCAGGUCCCCGGCCUGCUCCCAGCUCCGUACGCACUGCAGCCCGGCUCUGUUUUCCAGUCGGCGGUCCCCAGGUCGGACCCCCAGCCGCGGUGCUCAGUGUCCCCCCUCAUGGUGGUUCCAGCCGGCCCAGAGCCUCACGCUGCACCAUCAGCACCUCCUACGGCGUAUUUGGGACAAGACAUGCUCGCCACCCUCAAAGCGGCAGUACCCUCGGUGAAUCAUGACAUCCACAAACACAUCCUGGCACCCAACUUCCUGCCAAACAGGCUGUUCACCCCCCACAGCUUCCAGGAGCCCGCGGUGAGACCCUCCCUCCAGCACAGCAAGGAGAUGGAUGUCUUCUCUCAGCCUCCAAACCUGAUCAAACCCAUGUCGGCUGUCCCCAUGAGUCCUGGUUUCGCUGUUCCAGGGCCAGCCUUUUCUUUGCUUCUCUCCCCCAGCGCCUUCCAGCAGUCCUUCAGUCAGACGUCAGCAGCAUCAGCGGCCCCCCCUGCCCCCUCCGAGCCCUCCUACCCGUCCUCAGGAGCUUUAGAGCCUCCACAGGCAGCCUGCAGCAAAACACAGCUACAGGACACUCUGAUACACCUCAUCAAGAGCGACCCAGACUUCCUCAGUGCGAUUCAUGAUGCGUACCUGCAGAGUGUGUCCAAGGACUUCAGCAACAUGAAGCUAUAGUCUCCUCAGCCAUCACCACUGUCCCUCUCACAGACCUUGAGGAAUCCACGAUUAAACGGGAGCUAAAGGAAGAGAAGCUAACGGGUUGUCCACACACUGCACAUCGCACAGCGGCCAUUAAGCCCUCUGCUCCUGACUCUGAACUCUGAUGCUUUCCCCCGUUGGCUUGGAUCAGUUUACUGCCUGUUUAUUAAAACUGAACUAAUGUGGAAGAUAACGUUGAGAUAUAACGUCCCAGUGUGGCCUUGACUUUUCAUUUCAACUUUGUAAAUGUGAUCCAACAGUCGACCACUGACUGGUGAAGUGAAGCUGCGGACGGGACCACAGUGGAGCGAACCAUUUUUAAUUUGACCUUGGGAAGGAUGAUUUGGCAGCUUGAACAUUAUGGGGAUCACAGACAAACUGUCCCACUGUGGCGUUUAAAAGGACGACUCUUUGUCCCUUAUUGAACUUUCUCCUUCAGAGUAAUGCGGACAUCUCCUUUACUGUGGCAAUGUGUCUUUGUCAGUGUUUCAUAAAAAGAAGGAGAUUGUAGAGGAAUAUUAUUUUUCAACCAUGGUCCGAGGAAGAUAAAAAAAAAAAAAUGUUUUUGUCUGGAGAAGCACUUUCUGCUCAAUCUCAUAUUCAGUUCCUCUGAAAGACAAAGAGACUAACGCACAAACCAGCUUCUUUGCUGCCUUUCCUUUCUCCACAUGUCCCCAUUCCUUGCUCUUUCUCCUUGUCUCUCCUCCACCCUCUGAGCUCAGUGCGUCAUGUCUCGGAGGGGAGCGUGCAAUAAACGAUGCCUUUAGGGAAACCAGCAUUUGGGGAUACUUUAGCAAGGUACGGUAGAGCUCAAUGUAUCUGAACCUCUGGGUUCUGGUUGCGCAACAACUUAAAUAUGAGGAAACAUUUGCAAUUGGUUUAUGAAUAUUGUUUGCAUUCACACCUUAAUAUUGAAUUGCCUAAAAAAAAUAGAAGGCUGAUAUGCUUCUGAUAGCUUCAGUAUGAUUCAACCAGUUUCUACUAAUAAUCCAAGAAUUAUAUAAUCAUUCCUGUUUCGAGAUUUAUUUUUCGAGAGCGCAGUUACUUCACAAAGACUUGAAGACAAAAAUAUUAGUGGUAACAUGUAAUUUUUUUUGCAGUAUAAUGCUACUGCAGCACAGAAACUUAGGCCCUACAGAUGCAGAGGGAACAGGAAGUUGAGUGGUUUUUGAACAAAGAAAGCUUAAACUAUACAUCAGAAAAAUCAGCUCAAAGAUUAAGAGGAAAAUGUUUUGUGUGACUUGUGGGCAUUUUUUAACAGAUCACUAACAGGUUUCCUUUUCCAUGUUGUUUAAUAUUCAGCAUGAACAAGACCAUUAAACAGUCGGUAAAAGCACGAAUAUUUAAGUUAUCAGCUACCUUUUUAAAUGUUUGAUGUCAGUAGUCAUGUUACUGUUCAGAGGUCUAUAUUAAAGUAGCAAUCAAUAUAAAAAUUCACUCCAGAAACUUUAGUAGUAGAAAUGUUUCUUUUUUUGUGUGCUGCAAAACAUUUUUUGCUAAGGCUCUUUUUCAUGUGAGCAACAUUUGAAAAAGACCUAUAAGGGAGUCAGAUUAAAUUCUGCUGAAUACCCGUUUUGAUGACUCCACAACAUUGCAUUUGGACUGCUAUUUGAAUGUAUUUUUGAUUAAUCACAGUAUGUUUGUGCCUGUCUUGUUUUCCUCUGUUCUGAAUAUUUAGGUUGACCGCUACAUGAUUUCAGUGCCAGCUGUUAACCACGUGUUCUUUUUUUUGCAAAUCAAGACUCAAAGUACGAGGGCGCUAAAUCAAAUAAUGUGAAUACUUAUUUGCCCUGUUACCAUUUUCAUUUCAGAAGAAAUCUUGCCAACACGUCUGGCAUUUGUUGGGUAAAUAAACGUGCACAGGACGAAUGAUUGAAAUGUAGAUUUUUUUUUAAUCCCGGUCAGAUAUUUAAGAUUUUAAGUUUAUUUUACGCUUUGCUAUAGUUUCUUAUUGGCCAGAUAUAUGACUUUGGGAAAGUCUUUGCAAAUUAUAUACAUUUUUCCAAGAGUGUUGCAACUGUAUAUCAUUUUGACUAUUUUGUGAUAAUAAAGAACUGAAAAUAUA
Messenger RNA from Trematomus bernacchii (emerald rockcod), 3613 nucleotides. It is a transcript of the gene dcp1a, whose product is annotated as decapping mRNA 1A. The coding region runs from base 28 to 1524 and encodes 498 amino acids. NCBI's taxonomy places the organism in Eukaryota, Metazoa, Chordata, Actinopteri, Perciformes, Nototheniidae. Gene Ontology annotation, molecular function: enzyme activator activity; mRNA binding. The transcript has 9 exons. Gene Ontology annotation, cellular component: P-body. The record is from RefSeq and is a predicted model, not a curated record. Gene Ontology annotation, biological process: deadenylation-independent decapping of nuclear-transcribed mRNA; deadenylation-dependent decapping of nuclear-transcribed mRNA; positive regulation of catalytic activity.